Colletotrichum abscissum is the source of this 642-nucleotide messenger RNA. Its product is annotated as acetyltransferase. The coding region runs from base 1 to 642 and encodes 213 amino acids. NCBI's taxonomy places the organism in Eukaryota, Fungi, Ascomycota, Sordariomycetes, Glomerellales, Glomerellaceae. The transcript has 2 exons. The record is from RefSeq and is a predicted model, not a curated record. Gene Ontology annotation, molecular function: acyltransferase activity, transferring groups other than amino-acyl groups.
AUGCCAAUCGAAAUUCAGCCGGUGUUGGAGAGUGAUCUUCGGCGGUGCGCCGAGAUCGAGAAACUGGCGUUCUCGGGGAGCCCACUUGAUCCAGUCCUAUUCCCCGGACCCAUGCCGGAGGAUAUCAUGGGGAUUCGAGCUGAAGAACUGGCCAAACAGUUUCGAGAGGACACAACCGUGCGCUUCCACAAAGCGGUGGACACGGAUCUCUCUGGCGACGAGGCGAUCAUUGCUUGGAGCAAGUGGAAUGCGUACGCGGAGGGGUUGCCGGUGCCAAAACCACGUGUCUGGGGACCUGGCUGUAACGAGGAGGCGUGUAACAAACUGUUCCAUGGCUUGGACGAGAUGCGCCAGCGUUUGAUGGGUGGCAAGAAGGUCGUCUAUCUGCAUAUCUUGGUGACGGACCCAAAGCACCAAAGACGUGGAGCAGGGUGGCAGUUGAUGACACCCAUAGUGCAGGAAGCUGUUCGAUUGGGCGUUCCGGCCUAUCUCGAGUCUUCAAGAGCUGGCCAUCAUCUGUACCAAAAGGUUGGGUUCAAGGAUAUCGAUGAGUACCUGAUUGACUUUAGCCAGUAUGGCUUGGAGCAGCCUCACAUCAACUGGGCGAUGCUCUGGGAGCUUCCCAAUCGACGAUGUCCAUGA